AUGCGUGCGACCAUCACGCUCCAACAUCAACAUAAAUAUUUCAGACGGGAUGUCAAGCUGGCACGCGAAUCACGCAACUCGGGCUGUACUAUCCAGCAGACUAGUCUGGACUAUCGAAACCGGAGGGUUAACAAGUCAAUGAUGAUAUUACAUGAACAAGGCAAGAUGGCCGAGUUGGUCCAAGGCGUCAGGUUAAGGUCCACCUUAAUACCCAGCUUCACAGCUUCCUGA
Aspergillus tubingensis is the source of this 231-nucleotide messenger RNA. RefSeq lists its product as uncharacterized. The record is from RefSeq and is a predicted model, not a curated record. The transcript has 3 exons. The coding region runs from base 1 to 231 and encodes 76 amino acids. Lineage: Eukaryota; Fungi; Ascomycota; Eurotiomycetes; Eurotiales; Aspergillaceae.